Exophiala mesophila is the source of this 1682-nucleotide messenger RNA. RefSeq lists its product as uncharacterized. Gene Ontology annotation, biological process: positive regulation of transcription by RNA polymerase II. The transcript is spliced from 3 exons. The record is from RefSeq and is a predicted model, not a curated record. The coding region runs from base 1 to 1674 and encodes 557 amino acids. Gene Ontology annotation, cellular component: nucleus. Gene Ontology annotation, molecular function: transcription cis-regulatory region binding; DNA-binding transcription factor activity, RNA polymerase II-specific; zinc ion binding. NCBI's taxonomy places the organism in Eukaryota, Fungi, Ascomycota, Eurotiomycetes, Chaetothyriales, Herpotrichiellaceae.
AUGAGCAGCGCACUCCGGAGUAAGGAAGGAUGCUGGACGUGUCGGUUACGGCGCAAGAAGUGCGACGAGCGCCAUCCUCAAUGUCAAACUUGCGAGUCGCUUGCCAUCACCUGCUAUGGCUUCGGCCUCAAACCAGACUGGAUGAGUGACCGCGAAAAAGAAAGAGAAAUCUCCAGCAGCCUCAAAGAGAUCGUCAAACACAGAUCUAAACGCAAGAGAAUUAUCCAGCGCGACUCAUCAGUUACAAUCGCCCCAAAAGUGCUCUCCAUUACCUCCAAGGCUUCCUCUUCUUCGUCCACCAGCGCAACCUUGCCUGCUCAGACUACCCGAACUCCUAUCCUCGAUGAAAGUGAUACAGGGCAAGAGCCAGUACAGAAUCCUCCUCAACUGGGAAAUGUUGAUUCCUCGGCCAUUGAGGCAAGACCUUGCAUCCCACCGGACGAAUCAAGCCACUUGAUGCAUUAUCUAGAUCAUGUCUUCCCGCUACAAUUCCCCAUGUACAAACCCGAAGGCCAACUCGGUGGAAGGGGCUGGCUGCUAUCGAUAAUCCUGAACAACGUGCCUCUCUACCACGCGACUUUGGCCCUUGGUGCGUACCACCAGCGAGCCACCAUUCCUGUACACACCUCGCACCGCACAUAUCGAGCCGCGACCUUGGUUCAGCAAGAACAGCACCUUGAAAUAUGCAUCAAAGCAUUCAACCAAUUUGCGUCGAAUCACUGUCCCAAGAGUGCCUUGGGUAUUAACACUGCCGUCGUCCAACUAAUAUUUUUUGAGCUUUUUACUGGACACGGAAAAUCAUGGAAAGCCCACCUCACCGCAGGUAUCAAUAUGUACCACCGUGGCUCAACGGAUGACGUUACGAGAUUCCCCUUGUCCGAACCGUCGACCACUAUCCUACAUCAAGAUCUGCCGCUCACAGUGUAUGACCCAGUCGUGGCAGAGGAGAUCGAAAGCUUUAGGUUCCUGAGGAGUACAUUGGUCUGGCUGGAUAUCGUCUCUUCCAUUACCGCCGGCACAGCGCCACGCCUUGCGCCUCAUGCUUUCUGUCCCAUCACCAACAACUCUCAAACCAGGAUCGAGCACGUCAUGGGCUGCAAAAAUUGGGUCAUGCUGCUUCUUGGGCGGAUUGCUGCGCUUCACCAACACCAGUGUCAAGCUCGGCUGGCAGGAAUCUUCGACACUGCACAGUUUGCCCAGGAAUUCAGUGACAUCGACACAGAGAUGCAAUGUGGCCUUUUCAAAGAGGCUUCGGGUUUUCGAGAAGUUGCCGGGACACCGUGCCAUGCCAUCACGGAUCCUAUAUCAUUUGUCACCUACUUAUUCGCCCGUGCCGCAUCCAUCUACCUGCAUCUGGUAAAACAUGGCUUUGACCAUCUGGAAUUGGUAUCUCCGACGGUAGGUAGUACCCUGGAGCUCAUACAGUCAAACACACCGUCAGAUCUUCUUCCGAAUCUGAUAUUGCCUUUCUUCAUCGUCGCUUCUGUUGCAGCGCCACCAGAUCAACAGUUCCAUCGGGACUUAUUCUCCUCCCCGCCGUUGCUUGACCCUGUGCGACAGCAUCGGCAAACAAUUCUGCCUUGUUUGGAAGAAAUAUGGGAGAGAAGACAGUCUGCGCCCAAGUUCGAGUGGGAACAUGCAGUAGAGUUGGCUUGCGAUAUCAUCCUUGUCUGAUGGCAUAA